AUGAUUUCUUUUAUGGUAAUGUCAAAUAUUUUAUCUGAACAAAUGAAGCAAUAAUAUAAAAGUAAAUCUGUGUUUUGGAGAUAAGAAAAAGAAAAAUUACUUUAAUAAUUAUAACCAAACUUAAAUAACACUUAAUCACAAUAAAGAUCAAGAAAAAGUUAAAGAAAGAAUAAAUAUCGAUAUUUGGUAGAUUCUCUGUAUCAUUAAGUUACUCCAGAAAAUAACAAAUCUAUUUACAAUUAAUUCUAAAAUAGUUCCUAAUUAUAAUAACAAUAAAAAUAAUAGAGUUCUUCUAAAAAAAAUAUUACUAAUGAACUAAGUUUUUCUACUAUUAAAAAUAAAUAUUAAAAAUAAUUAGAAACAACUAAUAAUAAACAAAUUAUUUUUGAUCCAUUUGCUGAAUAAAUCAUUGAAUCUUUCUAAGAAUUAUAAAAAAAAAGAUCUGUCAAAAUAAAAGAAAUAGAAGACUGUUCAUUUAAUAAUCAAUAAAUUAUAAACAGUGGACGUAAAUUAAAUGUUAUUAAUAAAAUAAAUCAAAUUAGAGAAUUUUUAGAUUAAUAAUUAGGUGGAAACUAAGAUGAUACAAAUAUAGAUAUUGAAAAAGAUAAUUAAAAUUGUUUAUAUUCAGAGAGAAUUCUUAGAAAUAAAUCAGUUGAUUCUAAAUUAUGUUUAUAAUAACGUAAUAGCAUACCAAGAAAUUCUGUAUUAUAAAUAGAUGAAUAAAUUAAUAAGUCAAGAUCAUCAAAAAGUUAUACUACAUUAGAUGUUGGUAUAUAAGUUUCAUUAAUUAAUAAUAGUGAAAUCUAAUAAAAAUUAGAAAUUUAAAACUAAAAUAUUAUCUAAAAUCAAUAAAUUGGAAAAAAAUUAUAAUAUUAAGAAAACUAAUAAAAUGCUACAUAGAAUUAAUAAUUCUAAAUAUAUCAAGAAUAAUCAUCAUAAUAUUCACCUUUAUCGGAAUAGUUAUAUUCUUAGCAGCUUAAAUAAUCAGAAAGAAGAAGUAGAAAAAGUGAAUUUUAACAAAAGAGGAAAUCAUUCAUAAAUAUUGAAGAAAAGUAAAAUACUGUAACUUAAGUGAUUGAUUUAAAAAACGAUUAAGAUAAUAUUUAAACAAAUCCCUAAAUUAACCUUAAUGAAGAUCAAAUAUUCUCACCAGAAAGAUUAUCUAAUAAAUUUAACAUUAAUUGUUAAGAGAGAGUUUCAGUUAAAUAAAAUAAUGAUCUUGAUUAAUUUGAUAAAUCAAAUCUUUAAAGUCUUAAUAUUUAAAAGAUUAGUUUAAAUAAUAAGGAAAAUUUUGAAGAAAAUUAUUUAAUUGUCAAGGGUGAAACAAAAAAAGAGUAAGAAGAUUCUAAUUCAAAAGACAAAGAAAUAAAAAAGUAAAGAAAUUUAAUACAGAUUCCAAAAAAAAUAAAUAAUCUGAAUUUAUUAAAAGUAGAUUCUGGUGGAGAUUUUUUGGGUCAGAUAACUUCUGUUGAUUCAAAUAGAUGUAAUUAAAAUAUUUUUAAAAUUUUUGAAGAAGAAACAUCAUUAAAUUUUAAAAAUAUUUUAGAAAAAAAAUAAUAAUAAGAUUGUAAUUUAGUUAGUAAUCAAUCCUUGCUUUCAAUUACUGAUCCUACAAUAGUUUAAUAAACAAAUCGAAUAUAAUGUACAGAAUAAAUAGAAGUUCCAUAAUCAGAAUAAAGAUUUAUUGAUAAUGCUACUGUGAUUACUGAUGGUAACUUAUAAUAUUCAGAAGACACUCCAAAAUUAAGAAUUAUAACUUAAAUGAGUAAUAAUCAUUAAGAUGAAGCUAAAUAUUAAGGAAAUUCAUAGAUAAUUGAAGAUAAUUAAUCUUAAAAUGUAAAGUAAGAAUCACUUUCAUAAUAACAAAUAUAAUCAAAUAUCUAAAACUGUAUGAAUUCUUAUUCUUUUGAAUAAUGGUUGUAAUAGACUGAAAAUUAAAAGUAAAGUCUUAAUUUUAAUAGUCAUUCUCAACUCUUUUAAAAAUAAAAAUGUGAUCAUAGUACUUAAAUUAAUAAAAAUGAUUCAGAUUCAGAUGAAGAAAUCUAAUUUAUUAAAAAGAAAUAAUAAUAAUUUCAAUUAAACUAAGGUGUAAUUCAACUUUUUAGAAAUAUUUAAUAAAUUAUAAAAAUUAGAAAAAUUAAAUCAUUUUAUGAAAUCCGUGAAUAUUCAUUCACAGAUAUAUAAAAAUAGUAAUAAUAAUAAUAAUAAUAAUCAUAAUCAUUAACAUAUCAAUAAUAGUUGUAUCAGUCUCCUAUUAUAUCUUAAUAUUCAUCUCAGAUAUCUUAUAAUACUUGUUCAACCUAAUUAAAAUAAAAUUAAAAUGUAAGCCAACCAAUUUAACCUGCUUUAUACUAAUUAGAUUUAGAUUUAUUAAAUUAGACAUCGAGAGAAUAAGCAGCAUGCGAAAAAAUUUAAAAUUUACUUUAGAUAAUCAAAGAGGAAACUGGAUCUGAUACUUUAAGAUUAAUUCAAAAUAAGUAGGUAUUGAAUCCUAAAAAAAAGUAUAUAGAGAAGAUCUAAUAGACAAAAAAUCAAUCUUGUUAAUCUGAUAAAUAAAUGAAAAAUUCAACUUCAUCAUAAAAAUAUUUUGUAUCUUAACUUAAUGUUGAACAAUUAAAUAAUAGAAUUAAAGUAAAUUUAAUUUAAGAUAUGGAAUUAGAAUCUCCAAAAUAAAAACACACUGAACAUGCAGAAUUAAAAGAUAAUAGUAAUGUUUUAAUUUAUUUUUAGGUCCUAUUGCAGAACCGAUGGAAUUUUAGGAAGUAUAAACAAAUGAAAAAUAAAAAAGAGAAAUAAAAGAAAUUAAUUAAUCAAAUAAUAAUACUAAUGGUCUUAAUAAUCAAUGUAAUGAAUUAAAAAACUUUUUUGUUUUAUCUAAUCAUAUUGCCAGUUAGAAAGCUAAAAUAGCAAGAAAAUUUCAAUAGAUUCAUUAUAAAUCAGUAGGUUAAUCAAUAGCUAAAAAAGAAAAUUUAUAAAUUUGA
This is a messenger RNA of Paramecium sonneborni, 2981 nucleotides long. Lineage: Eukaryota; Ciliophora; Oligohymenophorea; Peniculida; Parameciidae. The record is from the annotation of a GenBank genome assembly.